Molecule: messenger RNA, 711 nt
Organism: Paramuricea clavata
Lineage: Eukaryota; Metazoa; Cnidaria; Anthozoa; Malacalcyonacea; Plexauridae
Source: the annotation of a GenBank genome assembly
AUGGGGAUUCCUGCUUGUUUUGAAGCAAUAUAUGGUACACACAUUCCCAUUCUUGCUCCAACAGAGAAUCACGCCGACUAUGUUAACUGUAAAGGUUAUCACAGUGUUGUUGUGCAAGCAGUUGUUGACUGUAAAUACUUGUUUAGAGAUAUUGUCAUUGGCUGGUCUGGUAGCGUCCAUGACGCAAGAGUCUUGUCAAAUUCAGAACUUUUUAAGAUUAGGGAACAAAAUAAGCUUUUGCCUGAAGACUACCAUGUGAAUGUCAGUGGAAAAUUGAUUGGUCCUGUUAUUCUUGGAGACCCUGCUUAUCCCUUACUACCUUGGUUCUUAAAACCAUACCCAGAGAACCCGAAUACAAUCCGGCAGCAUAGAAGGUUUAAUUAUCGUUUGAGUAGGGCUAGGGUUACAGUAGAGAAUGCAUUUGGCAGAUGGAAGGGGAGAUUUCAUAGAUUCCUAAAGAGAGUGGACAUGGAUAUAAGUAAUUUGAUCAUUGUCAUUGCUGCAUCAUGCAUUUUACACAACAUAUGUGGAAUGAAUAAUGAAGAGAUCCUGCUACAUUGGUUGGAGGAAUCAAGCCAAGCAACAGCUACCUUUCCUCAACCAGAUCCAUUAGACAACACUCAUGCUCAAGAUGAUUCUGUUUCAAUUAGAGACCAUUUUGCUAAUUACUUCAAGUCAGCUGUGGGAGAUGACAUUGGUCAGGGUGAUUAA